UCAUCGUCCGCUCAACUCUCCCCCCGCAAUAAGUCUUACCGAUUUCCUUGUCUCCGAAUCCCAACUCCACCUCUCCUAUACAUUCCCACCCCUCCUUCAUGACUCUCUGUCAACUACCGUGUAACCACUCAUGCGUGCCUCUCGGGGCUAUUGUUUCAUCCUCUUAUCCCUACGGCAACUCGACAGACGAUCCCCUCUCGAACACCCCCUACAUUGAUUGCCAUUUGUGCGACAGAGCCAAGAUCCCUUGAAAAUAUAAACUCAGUGCCCCGCGAUCUGGGCACUUGAAACUCCCGCAAUAUGAACAUAGACGAAUUUCUUGCGAUGGUGUCGAACUGCGACCUAGACGGGAUUAUCGACCUCCGCUCCCUGGAAUACGUCUCCAGUUAUGAUGACCAUCUCAUGUGUGCAAUAUGUCAUUGCCCCUACAUACGUCCAGUUAGACUGCAGUGCGACCAUGUCUUCUGUCAAAAAUGUCUCAACACAGCGAUCACUACCUUCGCCACCGGUCGGGACGAGUUCAGAUGCCCUACCUGCCGAACCCCAGCGAGAGGUAUAUUCCUCAACGUCCCUCGAUUCUUGAUCAAUAUGUGCGAUGAUAUACGGGUAAAGUGUCCGUUUGAGGCUGAAGGGUGCAAGGAGGUCGUCCCAAGAGGUCAUGUUCAAUCCCAUGUCGACAAGUACUGCGGCUACAGACUUAUGGACUGCCCAGACGUCUACUGCAGGAAGAAGACUCGAAAGAAGGACCUGAGCACAGAGAACAAAUGCAUGCAUGAACUACACAGAUGCUUACGCUGUGAUGAGGAGAUCAUGGAACAAGAUUAUGAGGAACUAUGCCCAAGUCUGAAAACCACCUGCCCUGACUGUGAGGCUACGGUAUUUCGCAAGGCUUUGAGAGAGCACAUAGAUUCAUGUCCAGAGGCCAUCCAUAGCUGUACAGCAUCUAAAUACGGGUGUCCCGUCAAAUUAAAACGGGCAGAACUAGUGACGCAUGAGCAGACUUGCCCAUUGAUCACCAUGGGGCCAUACUUUGAAGCUCAGAAUGCGCGACUCGAUUCCUUAGAGUUGACUAUCCGUCACCUCCAGCAGCGAAAUGAGAUCUUCGAGGAUGGGCUUGCAAAUAUCCGUUCUACUCUUGUCGAAUCGUCCCGUGCAAUCUCUGGACGAAACCCAGACAUUCCGGCCGAGUCAGGCAAUGAGGAAAGGCCCUCGAACCCAUCAGAGCUAUUGAAUGAACAAUAUGACAAUGCCAAUAACUUCUCGUCCAAUGCGACUACGUACCUACUGGCCCUCCAUGAAUCUCUUCGGGAAGAAGUCGGGCAGUUGUCACAUGCAAUCACGGAUUUAGAUGCUCGCGCCAGCAUGGCCAUUAUGAACGAAUGCCUUCGACUAAAGGAGGAUAUGGCUCAUACGAACGCUGCUGUCAGUAGCGUUCGAAUGCAGGUGCAAUGGCUCAUGAACCCUCGCAUCCACCAAGGUCAACGGACGGUUCGCACCAAUAGCGGCAAUAGCGGCAAUGAAACGCGAGCCGGCCAGCUAGGCCCCUCGGCAUCAGGACCCAGCAAUGUUGCUGGCCCUUCUCCGGGAUCUUUUCGGCCCCGACGACUCAGCGACAGCGGACGCGAAGGGACCAAACUUUGAUACGGUGUGUAUACACGCUACUUAAUUCGACUCAACGAAUAACGAUAUCUACUCUACUACUCUACUAGAUUCGGGUCUGACGGGAUGGCGCUGUGUUUUCCUCGGCUGACUUUUUGAUACCCAGCGUCCACUUUUGUGAAAUAUAUAGUAGUCUAUAGAUAGCCUUGUGCCUUGUGCAUUCCUGGUGAUAAUUGUUUGUUUAGACUCUCUAUGCCACUGUUUCACUUUCUUAAUGACUUGUUUAAGUAUAUAGAGUGCUCUUUUUCAACGAACUACCCAGCCAUCUUACGUGUUGGCUGUAGGACGAGUACAACCACGCUUUGUUAGUUUUGACAAGACUAAAUCUGCACCAUGACAAAGA
Aspergillus alliaceus is the source of this 2002-nucleotide messenger RNA. Its product is annotated as putative TRAF-like signal transducer. The record is from RefSeq and is a predicted model, not a curated record. Gene Ontology annotation, molecular function: zinc ion binding. The coding region runs from base 301 to 1641 and encodes 446 amino acids. The transcript is spliced from 3 exons. Lineage: Eukaryota; Fungi; Ascomycota; Eurotiomycetes; Eurotiales; Aspergillaceae.